AUGUAUAUCACCUCCCACCAUAUCAUCUCCCACCAUACCAUCUCCCACCAUACCACCUCCCACCAUACCACCUCCCACCAUACCACCUCCCACCACACCACCUCCCACCACACCACCUCCCACCACACCACCUCCCACCACAUCACCUCCCACCACAUCACCUCCCACCAUAUCACCUCCCACCAUACCAUCUCCCACCAUACCAUCUCCCACCAUAUCACCUCCCACCAUACCAUCUCCCACCAUAUCACCUCCCACCAUACCACCUCCCACCAUAUCACCUCCCACCAUAUCACCUCCCACCAUAUCACCUCCCACCAUAUCACCUCCCACUAUAUCACCUCCCACCAUAUCACCUCCCACCAUACCACCUCCCACCAUAUCACCUCCCACUAUAUCACCUCCCACCAUGCCCACUCCCACCAUAUCACCUCCCACCACAUCACCUCCCACCACAUCACCUCCCACCAUACCACCUCCCAUCAUACCACCUCCCAUCAUACCACCUCCCACCAUACCACCUCCCACCAUAUCACCUCCCACCAUACCACCUCCCACCAUACCACCUCCCACCAUAUCACCUCCCACCAUAGCACCUCCCACCAUAGCACCUCCCACCAUAUCACCUCCCACCAUAUCACCUCCCACCAUAUCACCUCCCACCAUAUCACCUCCCACCAUACCAGCUCCCACCAUACCACCUCCCACCAUGCCCACUCCCACCAUACCAUGACUCACUAG
Molecule: messenger RNA, 741 nt
Organism: Salvelinus fontinalis (brook trout)
Lineage: Eukaryota; Metazoa; Chordata; Actinopteri; Salmoniformes; Salmonidae
Product: histidine-rich glycoprotein-like
Exons: 1
Coding region: 1-741 (246 amino acids)
Source: RefSeq, a predicted model, not a curated record